Molecule: messenger RNA, 1135 nt
Organism: Mucor mucedo
Lineage: Eukaryota; Fungi; Mucoromycota; Mucoromycetes; Mucorales; Mucoraceae
Exons: 2
Coding region: 22-1095 (357 amino acids)
Source: RefSeq, a predicted model, not a curated record
AUUUACAAACAAUUAAAAAAGAUGAAUUAUUCACCUACACAGGAAGCACCCAUGAACCUAUUGACUAGUUCUUUCGUACCUGAUAUACAAGUAGAAGCUGAACCGUACCAUCUGCAUUAUGGUUCAGACAGCGGAUUGCCGUAUGGUUCAGAUAGUGGACUACAGUACGGCUCAGAUAGUGGAUUUCAGUACGGCUCAGACAGUGGAUCACACUAUGGCUCAGACAAUGGAUUACCGUACAGUUCAAACAAUGGAUUACCGUACGGCAUAGGAUUACCGUACACGAACAAUGGGUUUCCCUAUAGCGCCGAUGCCUUGGCAAGCCAAGCCUUUUUAAAUAACAAUCCGCUACCUUCACCCCAAUUUGACAUGACAAACAAUUAUGAGUUUAUUUCUCAUUCACCGGGAUCUUCUUCAUCCAAUGAUUCGAAUCUCGUAGUAUCUCCACCACAACCACAGCAGCAACCACAACCACAACCACAACCGCAGCAGCAGCAACCGCAGCAGCAAUAUACGUCGUUAAGGCGAUCCUCUUCUGUACCGCCUCACACGAAACCUUUUGUGAACAAAGGAAUGUAUAACCAAUUUCAGUUAAAGCACACGAUGCCAAGCAAACGGCCUUUACCUGUCAAGAUUCCACGUGUGUUACCACCUGCACAAACGCUACAUCAUCAUCAUCCUAAGGGAGGCAUAACAGAGGCCCAGAGACGACAAUUGGACGAGAAGUUGGAGCGAGUGAAUUUUGAUGAUAUCACGGUAGCUGAAUUGAAAGAGAUGUUACGAGAGCGAGGGUUAUCUGCUACGGGGCGUAAAGCGGAAUUGUUAAGACGAUUAAAGAAUGAAUAUGAAGGACUGAAGCGAGGUUCACCUAUUCAUCGACGCGUGGCCAAUUUAAAUUUGGCAGAUACACGGAGGUCCUUUCAACCGUAUUCACCGCCGAUGUAUGCUUCUUCACUGCCUGAUUCUCAUACCCCAUAUCUUAAUGAUCAGUAUAUGAAGCCAUCCUUUUCACGAGAACCACAGGAAGAACAGUCUGGUGGUGGCAUGGAUGUAUGGGAUGAUCAACGACUUCAGGACUUUUUAAACCAAAUCUAAAAAAAUGUACAUGUAAUUAAAAUUUUUUUAAAAAAAAAAA